Messenger RNA from Ciona intestinalis (vase tunicate), 3144 nucleotides. Lineage: Eukaryota; Metazoa; Chordata; Ascidiacea; Phlebobranchia; Cionidae. The record is from RefSeq and is a predicted model, not a curated record.
AAAAAAUAAGUUGCAAUACAGAUGUUAGGCUAAAUCUCUUUGGUUUACAGGUUAUUUAAUAUAAGAAGUAUGAAAAGCAGCUUAAUUUUUAGUGUAAUUUCCAUGCUCUCUUUUGUCGGAAAUGCUGCUGGCAUGUUCAUGAUUUGUGGAAAAGGUCAAGUUCUUUUGCGUAACUUUGAAAGUGGUCGCAUCAGAUGCAGUUUUUGCACAAAGGACCACUUUUACGUAAAGCAAUCUCUUUCGUGUGAGCCGUGUCCGGAUGAACAUUCGACUCCGCGGAAUAACACUUUUACUAGAUGUCGUCAGAAUUCUUUAAAACCCCACGCACGUUUCAGUAUAGCUAGGUUACUUUACGGGCAGUUGAAACAUAGCUUGAACUUCGUGGUCCCCGACAGAGCGAUUAUUGACACGACGACACAAUACAACGUCGACACCACAACACUGGAAGCAGAUGUUACACAUCAAUCCUCAACAGAAUAUGGCCCUUUCUCGUUAUCGCUAACAAAAUAUGCAACUGCGUUUUGUUCGUUUUUACUAUGUCUGUCUAUUAGUGCGGUCAUUUAUUUCCACUGUUCAGCGCCAGUUGCCCGGAUGCUUCAGAGAUGUUGCGGAAGGGGUACAGAAUCGAGGAAUUUUAAGGCGAAAAAGAAUGUACAGCGCAACAACAACAAUAUUACAUUAAGUCAGCCUGCUAUAAAAAGCCCAAUUCAAUCCGAGACUUUGGUUUGCAAUUUCGAUCUACAUAGUGCAAGUCGCGCUGAAAUCAUGGAGUAUGUUCGCAACGUAUUAUUACAAUACGUAUUCGAUAGACAUCCAGAAGCUUUUGCAUCCAAGCGCUGCCAUAUCGCCGUUGACCGAGCUACAGAAAGAUUCGAAACACUUCUUAUGAAGCAUAACUUGUUGUGCUCUUCGCGGGAUAACACGCUUUCCUGAACAUGAAUAGGGAGAACUUGCGUAUAUACCCCUCGUAAAUACACAAAGCAUAUGGUUUUUUGAAAGUUGCUUAAAAGUGUCAUUCUCUUUAAUUGCAUGAAAUCUUUUGUAGGUAUCUUACCGUUUGGUACAUAGCUAACCAUUUGUACGCAGCUAACCGUUCUGUAUGUAUAGCCAACCGUUUUAUACGUAGUUUACCGUUUUGAAUGUAGCUUUAUACCGCUCUGUACGUAACCAUUUGUAUGUAUAUAGUUAACCGUUUUUAUACGCAGAUCAUUAGGGGCUAUUUAAAAAAAAGAAAAGUUGUGUAAUAAGAAAAUCACUGGAUCAUGAACGCCGAAUACCCGGUUGUCUUGUCUCUCAUUGGACUAGCCUUGAUACUCCUGUUUUUCUUCUUAUACUUCCGAUCGUACUACAUACGAAAUCAGAAUGUCAAAAAAUUCAACUAUAAGCAAAAUGAAAAACUGCAGUUAUUUACUUUUAUUAUCGAAACGAUUGUCCAACACCGGGCAAGCAAAAAAACGGGAUCCGAUUUUAUUGAAAGUGGAGAGGCAAGAGGAAUUGUCAAUUUGCUACACACGGAGCUUGGUUAUUAUGCUCCCGACUCUGCUCCAGUUGAAUCUGUCGUUAACAUCUCUACUCCCAACUCUGCUCCUGAUCAAUCUGCAGAAACCAUCUCUGCUCUUGCUGACUCGGCCCCUGAUCAUUCUGCAGUAAACAUCUUUGUUCCCGACCCUAAUUCAGCUGAAUCUGUCGAUAAUAUGUCUACGUCCGACUCUUUGCCUUACUCUUCUAACAGCUGUGUUGGUGGCUCUGACAGUAUUGGUGGAAGAUCUGUCAAUGAGUCGGAUGUCAGCUUGAACCAUGUUCAUGUUGAUGCAACUGGCAAUGCGUAUGACUCUGUUACAUAUGAAUCUGAUACCCGCUCUACAGUAUACUCUGCUGACAGUUUCAGUUUUGAGACUGGUGAAGGCUCCACGAAUGUCUCCGAUGCUAGCUGCGGUUCCUUGGCUGAAAGUAUCAAUUCUGGGCGAAUCGAAAGCUACCCACCACAGCAUAGAACACCAGUACAAUGUAAUGGCUGCACUCCGUUUUAUCCAAGUGAUCCUUUUGGAAUACCUGAGGGCGAUGCUGUUUCUUCAUCAUCGUCGAAUGGAACCAUGUAAACAUAUUGUUAAUUUUUACUGUACAUAAAUGACGUACAUUCUUUACUGUACAUAAAUGGCGUACACAGAUACAAUUCGUUGGUGUUCUGUUGCGUAAAAGUCUAACGAUUUUUUUGUGGUUGUAUAGCGGGGCUGGGACACCUUUUAUGACACAUAAUAUCCAAAUAUCCUGAUCGUGUUUUAAACAAUUAACAACGGUCUGUGUGAGUCGUAAGGAUACGGUUUUAAAAUUCUUUGAAUUUUUUUUUGUCUUCUACUACUAAACGGGACGUGAAAUUAAAAUAAAAUGUGUCCCAUCUUUCGCCACCCCACUAUAUAUAUAUAUCAGUAUUGACAUGUAUUAGCAUCAUUGUUUUUGGCUUUUAAUCUUAUCUAAUAAUUUAUUUUGUUGGUACUAUUUUGCAGCACGCCACUUGCCUUAUUUUGUUAUAUAUAUCAUUCAUUGUGCGAUAAACUUGUUCCCAUGUAUUGCGUUUCUUGCGCUACAAUACAACUGCGCAGGCGCAGAAGUUGUAUUAACAAGUUUUAUGUGUGACACGAAAUACACGUUUUGUAAUACCUGUUAUGUUUGUAAAAAAUUACUAUCAAAAAUGUUGAACAGUAUCUGUAUAUGUUUAUAAGCACAGGUUGUUUUGGAGGAACUGUGAUACAGUUGAAGUGUUUGUAGCUUUUACGGCCCGAUGCACAUCUAUAUUUGGCAACCUGCGUAAUGUCGCAAUAAGCUACCGAAUCUUCGCCUUCUUUUAUCGUACAAUUCUGUAAAAAGAUGUAAGAGAGUACUAUGAUGAAAGUGUAGCGCUGUCGCUGUUGGGAAUGAACUUAACUUAUCUUGGACGGCGGAGCAAUGCAGACGCUAGUACAUGGUUACUGCCAAUUUAGACAACCACCACCUAAUAUAUAGAGCUUUUUUACAGUUUCCAAUCUUUAGUAAUUUGUUUUUAAUGUAUUUAACUUUAACAAAAAGGCAUUUUUAAUAAAUAAUGUACCCCCUAUAGUGGACAUAGUGGACAUGCACUAGUUAAAGGGACCGCCCGCUAUAUUACUU